Messenger RNA from Chenopodium quinoa (quinoa), 4247 nucleotides. Its product is annotated as probable GTP-binding protein OBGM, mitochondrial. Gene Ontology annotation, molecular function: GTP binding; GTPase activity. Gene Ontology annotation, cellular component: mitochondrion. The record is from RefSeq and is a predicted model, not a curated record. NCBI's taxonomy places the organism in Eukaryota, Viridiplantae, Streptophyta, Magnoliopsida, Caryophyllales, Amaranthaceae. The coding region runs from base 392 to 2044 and encodes 550 amino acids. The transcript is spliced from 7 exons.
UAUUUUUUUUUGACAAAGUUUGAAAUUUAAGCUUUUCUAAGUGAUUUAUGACAACAAUAAAAUCUCAAAAAUACGCAAAUUAUCCAACAAAGUCACAAAGAAAUAAAAUACAAAUAGUCGGUACACUCAGAUGUGUAUAAAAUAUUUUAGAAAUUAUGUACAACUGAAGAAAAACAAAAAAACAACGAAGCACGGAGUAAAGGAAAUCAGAGAAUACAAGCCUCUUCAAAAAAAAAAAAAAAAACAAAAAAAAAAAACAAAACCGUGGAGCAGAGCAAAGCAAAGCUGCACUUACAGUCUUACACCAUUUCAGCUGCCGAAGCCGAGCCGGAGUUCCCAGUCAGUCAGUCACUAAUCACAAGUCGUCCAGAAAAGGAGGGUGAAGACCAAUAUGUUAGCUUUGAGGACAUUGUUAUGCAAAACAAGGUGCCUUCAUAAGGAAGAAUCUUUGAGAAAACUUUUUACAUCACCAAGGCUUCUUUGGUCAUUUGCUUCAUAUUCUAAUGCUUCUGGAAAGAAUUUUAAAGCUACUCCUUUGCAGGAGAGGAGAAUGAUUGACCGAUUUAGAUUGCAUGUUAAAGGAGGUGAUGGUGGAAGUGGAAAUGGCAGCUUGCGUCGUAGUCGAACUGAUCGCUAUGGCAGGCCUGAUGGCGGAAAUGGUGGAAGAGGCGGUGAUGUGAUUUUACGGUGCACCUCUGCAGUUUGGGACUUCCGUGGUCUGCAGCAUCACAUUACUGGAGGAUAUGGUGGGCAUGGAGCCUCAAAGAAUAAGAUUGGCAGCCGUGGAGAAGACAAGGUUGUGCAAGUACCUGUUGGUACUGUUAUCCAUCUGGUGGAGGGUGAAAUCCCUUCAGCUGUGGAGAAACCGUCUUCUGUGACUCAUCCUUGGGAUCUUCCAGGUACUGUUACUUCUGAUUUCCUUGAAUCUGAUCAGUUAUCCACUUCUAGUUUGCGGGGUCCGGAUAUGGAUCUGGUGGAGAGUGGUGCUCAAGUCUCAUCUUCUUGUACUAAUGAUACUGCUAAGAGUUCAGCUUAUAUCAAGUCACCCUCUCUUGUAUCACCUCUUCCUACUUGUUCUCCACCUUCUCAUAGUCGUGGUAAAUCAACAUAUAGUGAGAAUGUUCGAAUUUCUCACUAUGAUAAUACAAGUGAUUGUGAAAGUACAUUGGCUGACGACAGUGAUCUAGAAAUUGAUAGUGGUAUGCUUGAAGAGGAGUUUCAAGAAGAUGUGGAAGAAAUACAAUGUAAUGUUGCUGAAUUGACUGAAGAGGGUCAGCAAUUAAUUGUUGCUCAUGGGGGAGAAGGGGGUUUAGGCAGUGUAUCAGCUGGGAAGCGUCAUCUAAAGAACUUAAAAAAUAAGAAUUUAGUUAUUGAUAAGAAUGAUGACGUGGAAAGUUCUGAUGAUGACAAUCAACCUAACAUAAGAAUUGGUUUGCCUGGGUCACAGGCUACUAUAAUACUGGAGCUAAAGAGUAUUGCUGAUGUGGGGCUUGUGGGAAUGCCUAAUGCAGGAAAAUCCACUAUUUUGGGUGCUAUUUCUAGGGCCAAACCUGCUGUAGGACAUUAUGCUUUUACAACAUUGAGACCUAAUAUAGGGAAGUUAAACUAUGAUGAACUCUCAAUAUCAGUGGCUGACAUCCCAGGACUCAUUAAGGGUGCUCAUGAGAAUCGUGGUCUAGGACAUGCUUUCUUGCGACACAUAGAAAGGACAAAAAUCCUGGCAUAUGUGGUUGACCUGGCUGCUGCACUUGAUGGCCGCAAAGGAAUUCCACCUUGGGAGCAGCUCAGAGAUUUGGUCUUAGAGUUGGAGCAUUAUCAAGAAGGCUUAUCUGACCGUCCAUCUAUAGUGGUGGCAAAUAAAACUGAUGAGGCAGGGGCUGAAUGUGUUUUGGAGGAGCUACAGAGAAGGGUGCGCGGAAUUCCUAUCUACCCAGUUUGUGCGGUUUUGGAGGAAGGGAUACCGGAUCUGAAAGCUGGGUUAAGAGUGCUUGUUAAUGGUGGGGAACCUGCCAGUCUGAGACUAGAUAAUAUAUUAGUUGAUUAACUAUUUUAUAAUUAAGUCACCAAGGGGAGAGUUGGGAGUUGGGAGUUGGGUUGGGAUAUAAGGAAGAGGAAGAAAAGAAUAUCUUAGUUGAUAUUAUUCCUUAUUUCUGUUGUUUAGAACUUUAGAACAUAGCCUUCAUAUCUUUUACUAUUAUUCUUGGGAUCAAGUUGAAUAUAUUGGCUAGCUCUCUUUGAAAAUUCAUGUCAACACACCAAGUUUAUCCCUUUCUCCGGGGUGAGGAGCCCGGGGGGCAGGGGUUCUUUCUUUUCAAAUGUCUGAUGGUGGUUAUUUCUGGUAGGCAGUGCUUAGAUUUCUUAUAUAGUGCCAUUCUGUUGGUAUGGCUAGAGAUAUGGAUUUCCCUGCAUCUUGAAGUCAAUUGUCAUAUGAUUCAACUAAUAAGACAUGUUUACAAGAAGUCUUUCUUCUUAGCUAUGAUGCUUUAAUCUACUAAAUUUUCAAUGUCAACUUUUAAAGAAGCAAGCUUCAUGGUGUUUUAAUAUGUUGAAAUUACAGCAUAAGAUCUUGUUGGGAUAGGUCAAUCUGGACUAUGAUUAGCUUUGAAAAAAUCAUUAUUAGCUAUUCUUUCUUAUAGUUUUUUCAAUCUAAAACUGUAUCAUGACAUAGGAUGUUUCUGCACCUGAAAUGUUAGGUGUCUGAAAGGCUCGCUCUGUCAGACAUAGUCAAUUGCUUCAGUUUAUCUCUUAAUUGAUUCAUGUCAGAAGGCAUCUAAUAUCCUGACUUUGUAAAAAUGGAAAGAAAAAGGAGGGUAAUUUUGGCUGCUUUGACAAAGCUUUAAACUUAUGAAUUUAUGUGAUGCGUAAUGAUAAUACGCUGGUGAAUAUGAUCUUUGGAGCUACACCCCCAGAUUUUGCUCCAAAUAACUAGUCUAUGUUUUCAAGAUGAAUAUGAUAUCUUUUUAAAAAUGAAUAUGAUAGGUAUUGGACUCAAAAUGAGUAUGCUAUAUACUCUGUGUUUGUAAUAUACAUUCUGUAUGUUAAUCAUUGAUAUCGAUUUUGUUCAUUUCAGAUUUUUUUAUUUUUUAUUAUUAUUAUUUUUUAUUUUUUUUGCGUGUGUUUAUAUCUCUGAGCUCGACUUCAUUUUUGGGUUAUCUGUAAUUCAUGCUCAUUGGGCACUCCAUUUUCCCACCUCCCUCAUUUAAUUUAAGGAAUCAAAAUUAGAAAUGUGGCUAAAAUUCAUUGACUUGUAAGUUGCUGCACUUGAGACGUAUUCAUCUUUCAUUUGAGGUUGCAUGUGUGUACAGAGUGUUUAAUAAAGAGUGGAAGACUUCAUGCAACGAGUGGUUGUCAUUGAUUUAUUAUACAAGACAAAACAUGUAUUAUAUGACAAGUUAAAGUCUUGUAUGUAAUUUUUAGCCGCCAUGACCUUGUCAUCCACCAAUUUUAAUUUUUUUUUUUUUUUUUCAUUAAUAUUAUCAAGAUCUUUGCUUUCAUUUCUUAGAGCUGAGAUGUAUGUGGGGUAGAGUUGACAUGGUGAAGGGCCAAGAUAUUAGAUAUCAGACGUGUAUGAUUGGGAUUUUUGCCAAAUCCCUUCAAGGUUCUUUAUAAAGGUGUUGUUGCUCAUCAAUUCUGAAACAUCCACAAAUUCAUUUCUCUUUAAAACGUAUUCUUACAAUCAAUCUUUGAAACGCUAUUUUUAUUCAUUGAGAAAGAAGAUGGCCCGAAGAACCUGUGGCUGUGGCGACAACUGCAGCUGUGGUGAUGACUGCAACUGCAACAGGAUGUAUUCAAGGACUGAGUGCGGUUGUGGAGAUGACUGCAGCUGCGACCCUUGCACUUGUGAUUAAAGACGAGGAAUUGUCCCAUCUGUAUUAUGAACUGAUUGUGUGUGGUUGCUAAGCUGUCAGAAUUACAAGAAAAGAAAAAAAUUGAGUGUCUUGUGAGUUGAAUGAAUAGGCCAUGGCUUCUUCUGGUCUGGUGUAUAUCUAUAUUUGUAGAUGUUUAUGGCUUGUGUGACUUGUCUAUGUAAUACUUCCUUUUAUUUGUGAUUUGAAAAAGUAAAAAAAAAAAAAAAAAAAAAAAAAAAAAAAAAAAAAAAAAGUACUACAGUUUAGUAUAUACAAGUAUAUUCUUGUCUGCUCUGGUCUUUCAAUUGUUGAUUGAUAUUGUGGUUUUUGUGAAACUUUUCCAAUUUGGAUGACCUUUGAAUGAAGUGGAAGAAAAGAACUGGUUUUUUCCGUUUGGUA